AUGGUCAACGUAUUCAUCACCGGCGCUUCUGGCUUUGUCGGCUCCCACCUCACCCCUAUCCUCCUCGCUGCGGGGCACAAGAUUACUGCUAUCGCCAGGUCGGAGUCUGCUGCGCAGAAGCUCGUAGACCAAGGUAUCACCACCAUCCGGGCCACACUCGAGGACAUUGACGUGCUCGCCAAAGCCGCGGGAGAAGCGGAUGCCGUGAUUCAUUUGGGUUUCAUUCAUGAUUCCAGGACGUAUGCCGAGUCUGUCGAAGCCGACCUCGCCGUCAUCACCGCCUUUGGUACCGCCCUCAAGGAUUCCAACAAAACCCUCAUCACCACUUCCGCCAUUCCCGUCGCCGGCGUCCCCGCCCCCACCGAGCUUUCCCCCGGCAAGAUCCCUCCCCGCGCCGCUUCCGAGAAACUCACCCUCUCCUUCUCUUCCCCCGAGCACUCCAUCCGCUCGCACGUCGUCCGCCUGCCUCCUACCGUGCACGGCGAUACCGACAGGGGCUUCUUGGCGCACUAUAUUGGUCAGUCGAGGAAGGCUGGGUUUGCGGGGUAUAUCGGGGAGGGGGAGAACCACUGGCCUGCUACGCAUGUGAAGGAUGCGGUGCAAGUGUACAAGCUUGUCCUUGAGAACGCUUCCAGCUCCCUCAAGGGCGGUGAAGUGCUCCACGCCUCGCAGGAGGCUGGUAUCACCCUCAAAACCAUUGCUUCCGCCGUCGCCAAACGACUGGGCAUCCCCACCAAGAGUAUCACGAAGGAAGAGGCGGGGCAGACUUAUACUUUCUUGGCAUUGUUCUUGGGUAUUGAUUGUGUUGCGUCGAGCGAGCUGACUGGGAGGUGGCUUAGGUGGGAGCCGGUUGAGAAGGGGGUGAUCGAGGAUCUGGAGGGGAGUGGGUGGUACUUUGAGGAGACUAGUGUGACCAAGUUUUGA
Messenger RNA from Cryptococcus wingfieldii CBS 7118, 924 nucleotides. RefSeq lists its product as hypothetical. The coding region runs from base 1 to 924 and encodes 307 amino acids. The record is from RefSeq and is a predicted model, not a curated record. Lineage: Eukaryota; Fungi; Basidiomycota; Tremellomycetes; Tremellales; Cryptococcaceae. The transcript has 3 exons.